Molecule: messenger RNA, 2293 nt
Organism: Misgurnus anguillicaudatus (oriental weatherfish)
Lineage: Eukaryota; Metazoa; Chordata; Actinopteri; Cypriniformes; Cobitidae
Gene: tyrp1a
Product: tyrosinase-related protein 1a
Biological process (GO): melanosome organization; melanocyte differentiation
Cellular component (GO): melanosome
Molecular function (GO): oxidoreductase activity
Source: RefSeq, a predicted model, not a curated record
UUAAAUUAUUUAUACAAGUUUAUGGCUGUAUUCUGUUUUGCUAAAGUUUUAGUUUUUUGUUGAUUGUUGUGGGAAAUCGGCCAUAAUUUUAUACUAUUUUUAAAUUUUUCGAUUUUUCUCCAAUUUAAAGAAGAUGUGGAGAUUAAAUGCCAUGUUGGUGCUCGGUUGUUCGCUGGUGCUCGUGCGCGCUCAGUUCCCACGAGUGUGCGUAACUCCAGAAGGUCUCAGGAGCGCGCAAUGCUGCCCGUCUCCAUCAAGUUUGGCGAAUGAUCCGUGCGGCGCAAACUCCGGGCGCGGGCAGUGCGUGGACGUGAGCGCGGAUGCGCGUGUACACGGGCCGCAGUACCCGUACGACGGACGCGAUGACCGCGAGCGCUGGCCGCUGCGCUUUUUUACGCGCGCGUGUCAGUGUAACGGGAACUUCAGUGGGUUUGACUGCGGCCGCUGCAGACACGGACUCACCGGAGACGCGUGCGACAGACCCGUUCCCGUUGUCAGGAGGAAUGUGAUGCGGCUCAACGCAGAGGAGAAGCGUGCGUUUGUGAAUGCACUCAACCAGGCCAAGCAAACUACCCAUCCGGACAUCGUGGUCGCGACCCGCCAUUACACAGAGAUUUUUGGACCUGACGGGAACACGGUUCAGUUUGAGAACAUCAGUAUUUAUAAUCUGUUCGUGUGGACUCAUUAUUAUUCGGUGAGUAAGACGUUCCUCGGUGCCGGACAGGACAGCUUCGGUGGCGUGGACUUCAGUCACGAGGGACCCGGGUUCGUCACGUGGCACCGGUACCAUUUACUGCAGCUGGAACGAGAUAUGCAGGAUAUGUUAGGAGAUCCCAGCUUUGCUUUGCCCUACUGGAACUUUGCCAUCGGAGGCAGUGAGUGUGAUAUCUGUACCGAUGAUCUGUUGGGAGCUCGCAGCACCUUUGACAUGAACUCCAUCAGCUCCAACUCCAUCUUCUCACAGUGGAGAGUCAUAUGUGAGAAUGUGGACGAGUAUGACACGCUAGGAACCAUCUGUAACAGUACGGAGACCAGUCCCAUCAGGAGAAAUCCCGCCGGUAACACCGCUCGUCCGAUGGUGCAGCGACUGCCGGAUCCAGAGGACGUGAAGGCGUGUUUGGAGCUGAACACGUUUGACACCCCACCCUUCUACUCAACUUCAUCUGACAGUUUCAGAAACACCAUUGAAGGUUACAGCGCUCCUCAGGGGAAUUAUGAUCCAGUGGUGCGUAGUCUGCAUAACCUGGCUCACCUGUUUCUAAACGGGACGGGUGGACAGACCCACCUGUCACCCAAUGACCCUAUUUUCGUCCUGCUGCACACCUUCACUGAUGCCAUCUUUGACGAAUGGCUGCGCAGACACGGUGCAGAUUUGUCCGUCUACCCGCUGGAAAACGCUCCCAUCGGCCAUAACAGAGAGUUUAACAUGGUCGCCUUCUGGCCACCAGUAACCAACGCAGAGAUGUUUGUCACAGCGCCUGAUAAUCUGGGUUACUCUUAUGAGGCGGAGUGGCCAGCUCGUCCUCUGACUUUCACUGAGAUGAUCACCAUUGGCGUGGUCGCCGCUCUUAUCGUUGUUGCGGUUAUAUUUGCGGCCACCACGUGUGCGGUCCGGUUACGCUCGUACAGGAUGGAGGGCCGUCAGCCUUUACUGGGAGAACACUAUCAGCGUUAUGAUGAUAAAACACAAUCUGUAGUAUAAACACAUCACCUUAAUGUUAUUUCUCUCAGUGUCAUGUUAAAUGUAUUUGAAGGGACAGGUCAGGUGAAAUUCUUUGUUAGAGUAACUAAAUAAAUGUGUCAUACUUAUAAUGGACACUUCUUACCUUUUAUAGACUAUGAUGCAAACAAUAUCACAGCAGUAAUAGAGAAAAUCACACCUGUCUCUGAAACAUGUGACCUUUCAACAUGAUUACAUAAUACGCAAGGUCACGCUGUCAUGUCACAACUAGUGCAAGAUGAGAAGUUGUGGUUUAAAAGUACUUUUUUGUUGAAAUGAUGAUGGUUUCACUAGAUAAGACCCUUAUGCCUCGGUUGAGAUCAUUUAGAGCCUUUAAAGUUGCAUUGAAACGGUAAACUGUUGAGGUCCACUAAAGUCCACUAUAUGGAGAAAAAUCCUGGAAUGCUUUCAUCAAAAAACGUAAUGUCUUAUCAACUGAACAAAGAAAAACAUAAACAUCUUGGAUGACAUGGGGGUUGAGUAAAUUAUCUGAUUUUUUUUUUUAUGAAAGUGACCUCAUAGAAAUCCUUUAAGACUUAAGACUUACAAAGACAGAAAUAAAACCACUAUUUA